Molecule: messenger RNA, 3399 nt
Organism: Acaromyces ingoldii
Lineage: Eukaryota; Fungi; Basidiomycota; Exobasidiomycetes; Exobasidiales; Cryptobasidiaceae
Exons: 2
Coding region: 395-3337 (980 amino acids)
Molecular function (GO): nucleic acid binding
Source: RefSeq, a predicted model, not a curated record
CGACAGCUUUAGAGGAGGGACGGGCGACCGGGGUGGUGGGAGAGGCCGAGGCCGCGGAAGAGGCAGAGGAGGAGUUCUUUCAGUCCGAGGACAGAAUGCUGUCAGCUUCCAGUACUCUUCCUCGACGAGGGUGCUCGCGGACGACGAGGAAGUGCACGUCGAGUAUCGCCAUGGAGGUGUGCGCCACGCUCAGGAUGAAGAAGAUGACGACGACGAGGAUGAUGAUGAUGACGACGUGAUCAUCGAGCCCCAUAAGAAGUAUCGGCACCAAGUCAAGCCUCACCUCGAUAAUGGCCAGCUGCCCACGCCUCCCGAUGACGAAGAUGCCCUCGCACGCCUCGUCCGUCUCCCCCCGUCAGUGCCAGACUCGACGGCGCGGUCCACGUCGAAUUUGAUGGCUAUGCAGCGUGCACAGCGUGCAGCAGAGGGCCACGUCGCCGGUCUCAUCCCCACCGGCCCUCGCAGCGCCCACAUUCACCGCGCGUUUGACACUCGUGCAGCUAUCAAGGAACCAUUGCCGGCGUCAUCGCCUUCUGCUGUUGCCUCUCGCACGCCAAAGUGGGUCCGGCCCGCAGAGCAGACGGACAAGGAUCCUUGCCUUGCAGGCAUCCCCAACCGCAACAACGGCGCCAGCAAGUGGCGGUCUGGCGAUCCAGCCGCGCGGCUCCACCGGCCGCUGCAGACGGCCGUUGCAUUCGUCAAGGCAUCUGGCGAGUGGAAGGACGGGGCGUGGGUGACGAAAGACGGGGAAAGAAAGGAGGAAGCCCAAGAGGCGGCGACGAUAGACGUCUUUAAUCGGCCCUCGGGCGCUGGUCUCGGGUUUGUCCAGCAGCAGCAACAGGGCGGAAAGGAGCAACAUCACACCACGCCAGCGCAACUUGGAGGAGAGCCUGACGCUGCAGGACAAGAGGAGGUGGACCCACUCGAAGCGCUCCUCAAGGCCUACCCCGGCUCGGAGCAGGUCGCGUCCAACGCCGACGUGGACCCGUGGCUGCAGGGCUACUAUGCCGGACACGACGACAUCAACCGAAUGGCGAUGGAGGAGGAGCAACGCCAGUCUGCUGCUGGUGCUAGACCAGGCUUGCGACAUGCGAGCUCAGAGGACAGCGACGAGGAGAUUCUCAUCCCGCGGACGGCGACAACAGCAAAUGGAAAGGUGCAGACGACCGAGUCCGAUUCUGAAGAGGAGAGGCAGCUCGACGAGAUUCUGCGUCAGGAGGCCGAAGUCAGAGCCACUGCUGCCGCUGCCGCCGAGGACACUGUGACAGAGAUUCCGGACGAGAGUGCAGGCCAUGGUGCAUCUCGGGAAGAAGGCGGGGCAAAGCAGGAGGAAGAGGCUGCCUUCUUUGUCGAUCUGACAGGCGACGACCAUGCCAUUCUUGCAAGUGAAUCAACUGCACAGACGACGACGGCACGCGAUGGCGACGACGUCGUCAUGUACGAGACGCACAGGCAGAUCAUUGGCGAAGACGUUGUGCAGCCCAAGCACGAUGAGGCAGACGACGCAUUCGAGGACGAAGACGAAGAAGGACUGGUGGCACAAGCACCACCGAGGCAAAGCAAGCAAAGGAUCAAGAGGGCAGCAUCCAGCUCCAAGCGAAACAGUAAGGCAAGGCGAGGUGCGUCUGGUAAGAUCAGUCUCGGUGCCCCCGAAAAGAGGGUCCCGCGCGAGGAUGACUCGGACAUUGAAUGGGGCCCAGACGGUCCGCCUCGCAUGGACGAGGAUCCAGAAGACCUUGACGUGGGCCAGCUCACCCUGGGUGAGAGGGCCAAUGGGUCGAAGCCCAAAUUGAGCGCGCGGGAUGCCAUCUUGCAAGACUACAUGGAGAACGCCAUGAACCGCCUCGAUAGCGAUGAAGAAGAGAGCGAGCGGAGGGAUGACUCCAAGGUCAACGAGCCGAGCGACAUGGAUGCAAUGCUGAACUUCAUGCGGGGCAUGGAUGGAAACGACAAGGGCAGGCACAUUACCAUUGACGACAUCGAGAUCGAGAAUAGAAUGCAGGAGGAAGAGGAGUGGAUGACGGAGAGCGACGAGGACGGCGACGGAGAGGGAAAGGAAGGUAAAGGUGCGCCACUCGAAGUCGACGAUGACGACGAUGAUAGCAGCGAAGACAGCAGCGACGAAGACGAGGAGGAAGAGGAGGAAUUCUCCCGGGAAGAGCGAAAACUGCUGAAUGAGGAAGACGACGACUCUUCGAAGAGCUUGGACUCGGACGAGGAAGAGGGCGAGGUAUUUGAUCGCAACUUUUCUUGGGCCGAUGACGACGAAGCCUUUAUUCGCAAGAUUGAGAAAUUCGCCCAGGACAACGAUGAAAUCUUGCACGGCCGCAACCGCAAGGAGAGAAAGCGUUUGCUCAAGAUCAUGGAGCAGGGCGACUUUGGCGAUGAAGACAUGGUCCUCGAUGAGGAUGACCUCUUGGGCACUCAACCCGCCGCCAAGGGUAAAGGCAAGGCCAAGACGUGGAAGGACGACGACCCUUGGGCUGCUGAGCUGCAGAGCCAAUGGGAGAAGGACAGGAGCAAGAAGGCGGCCAACAAGAAGAAGCGACAGGCAGAGAGGCAGGCCGCUGCUCAGGACCCCUUCCACGCUACCCAUGGUCUGGUCGUGUCCGGCGGUGGAAUGGGCGGCAAGAAGGGCCGGGGCAAGAAGGCGGCCAAGAAGGCAGCGAGGCAAGAAGCACGGGCUGCGCGAAACGCUCGUGUCGGCGAUGACGAUGACGACGAUGAAGAUGACGACGACGACGAAGACGGUCACGGAUGGGGAGGGCCAGUGCGAGAGGUCUUGUCGCGCCAUGCGACCAAUCUCGUCGAGCUCGAUGUGCAGAUUCGACAGUUCCUGGCGGAAGAGGGCAAGACGACGCUCUCGCUUGCACCCAUGGAUAAGCGCGCUCGUGCUCAGGUGCACGAGCUGGCGUCGGCCUACAAGCUCACAUCCAAGUCGAUUGGCUCGGGCAAGAAUCGGUUCCCGACACUCAUCAAGAACAGCAAGAGCGCAUACGGCGACAUCAACGAGCGCAAGAUCCGCAGGAUCUUAUCCGGUGCCGGAGGCAGCUUUGGUGCCAUCCGCAAGGGAGGACGGAAGGGCGCCAGCAGCCGCGAGACCGAUGCCGGGUGGGCGAGGGCAAAGACGCUUGCUGCAUCAAAGGUCUCGAUGCCUCGCAACCAGGAAGGUGCCGAUGUCGGCUUCGGAGCCGAGAGGAUCGGCGAGGACAACGUGGGUCAUCGAUUGCUCUCGAUGAUGGGCUGGACGGAAGGCAGCGGUGUGGGCGCCAACAAGGGCAUGAGCGACCCCGUCGGCGCAAAGAUCAAAGUCUCAAAGGGCGGUUUGGGCUUUUGAUCUGUAUUUCUCACAGUAUCUUAUUAGACGCACACAUAUAAUGAUAGAGACCUUCUGAAAGC